Molecule: messenger RNA, 2416 nt
Organism: Monodelphis domestica (gray short-tailed opossum)
Lineage: Eukaryota; Metazoa; Chordata; Mammalia; Didelphimorphia; Didelphidae
Gene: YPEL5
Product: yippee like 5
Source: RefSeq, a predicted model, not a curated record
CAGGGGCGGGGCAAGCCUCGAGGAACUGGCUCGCCCGGGGACUGCGGGAGGAGGGGUGGGCCUCACUACGGGGGGGUUGGGGGGGUUGGGGGGGUAGUUAAGGAAGGGGCGGGCCCCGAAGGAGGGGCGGGGCUUGUAGGAGUAGGUGGCCUGGGCCAACCCGUGGACCAGACGGGUGAGGGGCGGGGCCAAUUUGAGUGAUUGACGACCAAGGCAGGGCCACUGGGAGGCGGGGCCAAGGCUGGGGCCCGACGGAGACCUAGAGACGGGAGCGGCCAAGGCGCUUUACCUCAGCUGAGGAAGCAACAGCCGCCUCCGCCGCUGCUGCGGACCAAGCCUACGGCCAGGCCGCUCGAGGUUUUUAGAGCUUGGAAUAAGCAACAGAUAAAAAAUGGGCAGAAUUUUCCUUGAUCACAUUGGUGGGACUCGCCUGUUCUCCUGUGCAAACUGUGAUACAAUCUUGACUAACCGCUCAGAACUCAUCUCUACUCGCUUCACAGGAGCUACUGGAAGGGCUUUUCUUUUCAACAAGGUAGUUAACCUUCAGUACAGUGAAGUUCAGGACCGGGUUAUGCUCACCGGCCGCCACAUGGUUCGAGAUGUGAGCUGCAAAAACUGCAACAGCAAACUUGGCUGGAUCUAUGAGUUUGCCACUGAAGACAGCCAGCGUUAUAAGGAAGGUCGUGUGAUUCUGGAGCGGGCUCUUGUCCGAGAAAGUGAGGGCUUUGAAGAGCAUGUACCCUCUGAUAAUUCUUGAAGAGAAGAAGCUCGCCAUCUUUUCCCAGGUCUCCUUCACUGAAACAGAAAAAAAAAUCUACUUACAUACACUGUCACCUUAGCAUCAGAGUCGGAUUCAUGAACUGUGGAACAAGAGGUGGAGAGAAUUGGAGGUGGAACCUUUCUUUUUUUUUUUUAACUUUAUAUUUUCCAUCCAACAGCUGUGUGUAGAGGGAGUAUUAUGCAGAUGCCAUUAUCUUUUUUUUUCCUUUUCUCUUACGUUUUACAUCUUUAAGCUGAUGAAUAGUGUAUCUGCAGCUAUAUGGUGGGUGAAAGGGAAAACAAAUCUGGGCUAAUAGAGUGAAAUCAGUGUUUUUUAGUGUGAACUUUGGAGGUAAAAUAGAAGUUGAGUAUGGUUUUUAAGCUUCUUUGGGGGACUUAAUUUUAAUUUUUUUUUUAAACCAGUUAUUUCACCUGAUUUGCUAGCUUCAGAUAAGAGAUCCGAAUUUGUGACCAGCGCUAAAGGUUCAGUGUUAGUGUGGCUCGUGCUGGCCAUUGUGCCAUAUUCUUGUGGGGGUUGAACAGUAGCACAGAGCCCAUUCUUCCUUGUCAGUCUUGGCCCAAAGAUGUCACCAUUGCUAGUUACUUGUCACCACAUAAUUGGUGUUGAUUGGAAACUUUUCAGAAAUGGGGCAGAACUGCUUGGAUGUCCUUUUUUCCAUGUAACUUAAGCAUAAUAAUAUAAAUAAAGAAAUAGUUGGAUAUUUCUGGUCCUGUGUUACUUUAACAAUCAAAAGUUUAAAUGAUGAGAAUUUGAUAAGUAAUGAUUAUAAUAGUGAAUGUUUUUCUUUUCAUCUCUACUCCAGAUUCACUAAAUGUAAGAGGUUACUGCAAUCUGUUUAAACUAAAAUAUCCUAUUUCUAAACCCACAAUGUUGUAGUUAGAGGGAAAAAAAGGAGUUGGACAGAAUGUCAGUGUGCAUCCAUGCAAAAAGCAUAUAAUUUGCAUCUGUUUAAGAAAAGGGGAGACAACAAAACAGCCUGUCUUCCAGUAAUAUGCCACACAGAGGCUUGGUUAUGCCUCAGUAGAUGCACGAUCUUUUUUUUUUUUUGAUUAAUACCAGAAUCCCUAUUAGGAAUUCAGUUAUUGAAAUCGAAACUUAUAAGUUCCUCAGAAAAGAGGGACAUGAAGUUUGACUCAGGGCACAUGUCCACAUUUCCUGACAUUGGAGAAUUCACAUGAAAUUUGCAGUUUUCUUGAAAUAUUGGCCCAUAUUCCUUUAGACACUCCAGUAUUUUCCACUGGUCAAAUAGAGGCCAUUAAAAAUAACUUAUUUGAGUGCACCAUCCACACAUAUCCAUGGCAUUUCUAGAUGUAACUGAUUAGAAAGAAGAUUCUGGCCUGGUUAGACCUUCAAUCUUUAGCAGCCAUGUAUGCCUGCUAGACAUUGAAGAUGUCUGCUCAUGGUUAGGACCAUGCUCUUUCUUAUCUGAUCUCUAGGCUCUUGGUUAGAUAAAAGUCUCCGGUUAACUAGGGACACUAUUGUAAUUGAAUUAAGAUGCACAAAAAAAUGAUCUUUCCUUCACCAAGGAGACCCCUUGGCUUAUUUGCAUAUUGGUCUUUUGACAAAUUCUUAGUGGCAUGUUUUGCCUGCAGCACUCUGUAUGUUUGCUGUUACAAUAAAGUAUGUUUUGUCCUG